Messenger RNA from Rhineura floridana, 3530 nucleotides. RefSeq names its product coiled-coil domain containing 62 (gene CCDC62). NCBI's taxonomy places the organism in Eukaryota, Metazoa, Chordata, Lepidosauria, Squamata, Rhineuridae. The transcript is spliced from 15 exons. The record is from RefSeq and is a predicted model, not a curated record. The coding region runs from base 711 to 2765 and encodes 684 amino acids.
AUGCUGAUUGGCUGAUAGGACGCUGGAGACAUAGGGACCCUGCUCGCAAAAAAAUAAAGGGUCUAAGACUCGGUAAGACCCUGGACGACUACACCCCUGCUGGGCAGUACGCCCCACUGAGAUCAAUUAGCCUCAGUCCCAGGGAAGCGUGCAUUAGGAUUGCAGCCGAAGGCUGGGAGCAAGCCCCACUGAACUCAGUGGGGCUUACUUCUGAGGAGGCACGUAGAGGAGGGCACGAAACCGUGUCCGGGGCAGAAGAGGAGAUUCUAUCUAGUCUGUGGGGCGCCGCCGCUUCGCAUUAAUGAAAAUGGAGUCAAAACUGGAAUGAUGAAUGGGUGACUGUGUGGAGACGACUAAUGGGGGCAGCCGUUGGGAACAGCAGCGGGCGCAGCCGGAGGAGGAGGCGGGGUCCAACUUCGGCGGGACAGGGACAACUGGAGUUCCGAGGGCACAGGCCAAGCUAAGGGGCCGCUGCUACUGCCGCCGCCGCCGCCUCCUCGUCUCUUCACGAGGGCCGGCGCCGCGGCCGAACGACUCGCCGUUUUGACGCGCACGUGCGCCAGCAACGGUUAACAGCUGGAUUACUAAGCUGCAGCACAAAGAAUAGGAUUCUUCACUUCUCUCGGACCUUUGAACUGAAUUUAAAAAUUGUCCAUGCGAUUUUCCACCACACCAUUUUAACGUGGUAGAAUCCUGAUCCCAGAGCCCUUAUGGAUUCAUCUUUGCCUCAUUCCACUCCUCCCCAGAAUACAGCCUCGGAACUGGAAAACAACACCAUUCAGAAGCAGAGGAAAGAACUCCUGCUGUUAAUUGCAGAGCUGAAAGAUCGUGAUAAAGAGCUCAAUGAUAUGGUCGCAGUGCAUCAGAGGCAGCUGCUGGCAUGGGAGGAUGAUCGUCAAAAAAUACUGACACUGGCAGAACGGUGCAGCAAGUUGGAGGAUGAGCUGCACAAGAGAAAUGAGAUGAUUACCACGCUGACCAGAAGGUUAAAGCGCCUUGAAUCUCAGCAGAACAACCGCAAGAUGACACUUGAGACUACUCAGCAGAAGCUUCAAGAACUCUCUCGGAAAGCAUCUGACACAUCACUCCACUGCCAGGCCCUUGAGGAGAAGAAUCAAGGUCUCAGUUGCUCAGUGAUGAAGCUGUCCAAUAGAGUAGGACAACACCAAGCCAGAGAACAGGAGCUGCUUACUAUGUUAAAGUUAAAGGAUAAUGAUAUACUUGAAGCAACCAAUCACAUUACUGAAUUUACAUGUAAAUUUAAAAAAUUAGAAAAUGCUCUACGUGCAGCAAAGAUGGAAGAGUCAAGCAUCAACAGGGAAAAGCAGGAUUUUAAACUCAGGCUGAAGGAACUUAUGUUGGAAACAAACAAAUUAAAAGGAGACCUCACUGAGAAAACAAAAGAAAGCAACGAACAGAGGGAGGAAAUCAUACGCCUCAAACAAGAAAAUGGUUGUUUGAAUACUGAAUUGAUGCUUAGUGCUGAGAGAGCAAACAGAAAAGACCAGCUGCUUCAGUCUGCCAAAUCUAAGCAACUACGGACUGACACAGAGCUGAGCAAUUUGCGACAGAUCUAUAUGAAGCAGCAGAGGGAUCUGCAGUUUCUGCAUUUCAACUUGGAGAGUUCCCAGGAAAUGAAGCAGAAAUACAAGGCAGAGGCACAGGAAGCCAGCAGAGGGAUGGUUUUGUCAGAUCUCGAGAGUAGCAGCGACAGAGACACGGUGCAUUGCGAAGUCAGUCAGAAGAUACAUACCCGGUUCAUGCAUGCUCCCAGCUGUAGUUCGACAAAUACCUGCCAAGCAUGCAGAGCUGAGAAUAGGCUGCAAAUGGGCCCUGAGGAGAGACUGCCAGCAAGCUUGGAUCAAUUUCAGGAAGGGCUGUUUUACGGGCCGAGGACUCUGCAUAGAGAAGAGUUGAAGCAGAGCGGUUCCUUUAGUGCUGGGGAGACAGAGAGCAGACCUAUCUCCCAGUCGGAGACCGUGUGGAAGGCAGACGGCAGGGCAUCAGAGCCAAACUGUGUGGCAUCUUUGCCAAUACAUGAGCAUUGGCUUGACCUGACUUCCUAUGCGGAGCCCUCAAACAGCCAGAGUCGUGUGUCGGGGAAGUCUGGCAAAUCCAGUGAGGAUACGGAGAUGGACACACUUGGGAUUUCAUGUGGGCCAAGUCCCAACAAGCCUCCCAGUUCAGCUAAAGGGAUGGAUUCGGGCUACUGUUCCCACAGCUCCAUCAACAAAGCCACCCUGAACCAGCCCGUAAGCGACCAGGAGUGGAUGCAGAUUUUCAGGCCUGUAAAAGCAGAAGGAGAUUCAUGGUGUGGAGCUUUUCCCAAUAGUCCUCAGGCUGGGAUUAAAUGCACCAAGUCUAAAAGCAGUGACCAAGAUGUGGAUCUGAAAUUUUUGGACUUGAAUGCUCCAUGUCUGACAUCAACACAAAAGACAAGUGGGAGUAAAAGACACGAGAAGUUGUUGGACAUGGAGCUGCCUUUGGAGCUCACAAGCUUAACAGACGUCCAGGCAGCCAAUGGGUGCUGCCAUCCUACUGUCCGCCAUGAUUCCUGCUCACCCACCAGUAAGCUGCAACAGCUGCUUGCCGAAUCCCAACAGAUGGUAGCAGACCUUGAGCUCAGCAACCUGCUUGGUGCCAGCCCCGGCUGCAGUCCCAACAACAGCCUUCAUAUGGCAGCGGAGUAUACCGAAUCUGUUUGCAAAGGGAGAUUGCCAGCUGUGGAGGAAAGUGAGAUGAAACUCUCCCUUUUUUCUUUAUAACCUCAGGAGAUUAUUGUUGUAUGUUAAGCUCAACAAACAGUCACCCAAUCUCCUACAGCUCAUCUAAAUCUCUCGAAACCUCAUAAGUGGCAGAGACCUGUGACUAAAUACUGGCAUUCAUUCCUUAUUUUUUAUUUUUAAAACUAGAAUUAUGCUGAAAUUAAUAAAAUGACUUCACAAUAGAUCUAUGCUCAGAUUAAUUGCAAGUAUAUUUUUGGAAGGUUAUUUAAAUACAUAAUUGCUCAUUCAAAAGUUAUUUUUAAAAAAUAAAGAUUUUUUCUUGGCUUUUCCCUGUCAUUGUACAAAUAUUCUGCAUUUAGGGUAGGAGACUAAAGUGUUCAUAUAUGCUCAGUGUUUUACCGCUGGAUCCUUUUCAUCCCUUAUAUGAAGUAUUUCAUAAACAAAGGAACACUCUACACUGUUGUUGGAAUAUAUGCAUUUUAUAUGUAUGAGCCAUUGUCCACAAUGUGGAGAAAAGAUUUUAACCAUAAUCCAGGAGGAAGUUUCUCCUCCACAAAGCCCCACUGAAAUCAACAAGAGCUGUAGUCACAGCUACUGCAGAUUUCAAUGGGGCUUGUGAAUGGGAACCACUUUCUGGAUUAUGCCUGUCUGGUCUAGGCCUUGACUCCGGAUUGUAAUGGGAGUAAGGCCAUACCAUGCAGACUGUGCUUACCUGGCUAUGCCGGCAACAAUAUAUACCUUCUGUUAGCUGCACCUUGUUUGUCUUUUAGCUGUGCCCUAUUGGUCUGUGUGUGUUUCAAAAUA